This is a messenger RNA of Limulus polyphemus (Atlantic horseshoe crab), 1500 nucleotides long. RefSeq names its product N-acetylneuraminate 9-O-acetyltransferase-like. The record is from RefSeq and is a predicted model, not a curated record. Bases 58 to 1365 code for a protein of 435 amino acids. The transcript is spliced from 11 exons. NCBI's taxonomy places the organism in Eukaryota, Metazoa, Arthropoda, Merostomata, Xiphosura, Limulidae.
UUUCAUAUAAAAGUGUUUCACAGGCAUACUUUUAUAUGUCUACUGUGAUAGUAUCAUAUGUUUUUUAUUUUCAGAACAAACUUUUUUAUGAAAGAGAACAAGUACUACACCCACCUGACUUUCUUCAUUCCAUUUGCAUAUGUGUUUGCUCUUGGUCUGUUCUUCAGUGAGGAAAGUCAACAUACUCAAGUCCUUCAUAGAGACCAGACAGAUGAAACUAAAGGUUGGAUGCAACUGAUUAUACUAAUAUAUCACAUGACUGGAGCAAGCCAGGUCCUUCCUAUAUACAUGCAUGUACGAGUACUGGUCACAGCUUACUUAUUUCUUUCGGGGUAUGGUCAUUUCACCUAUUUUUGGCAUACUGGAGAUUAUGGCUUAUAUAGGCUUUGGCAUAGUCGAAUGCGUCAUUUCCCGAUUUAUUGGCGUUCUCAUGGUAAUUGGAUUAGAAGAUUACUAGAAGUUUUGUUUCGUAUGAACCUACUUGUCUUGGUCCUAUGCCUUUCAAUGAACCGUCCGUACCAGUUUUACUACUUUGUACCUUUAGUAUCUUUCUGGUAUGCUGUAAACUAUGUUACUAUGGCAAUAAUUCCACAAGUCACUAGCAGCUCUGCUGAAGCCAACCCACUCCAGUACCUGUACAUGGUUUUGAAAUUUGUUGUUCUUUUCAGCAUUGUUACAGUUCUUUACAUGUCUGAGGUUUUCUUUGAAAAGAUUUUUGUUACACGGCCAUGGAAAGCACUGUUUGUAACAACUGAUGAUUCAAUUAAGGAGUGGUGGUUUAGAUGGAAAAUUGACCGAUAUAGUGUUGCUUCAGGAAUGCUAUUUGCUUUUGCUUAUUAUCUCCUUCGUCAGUAUCGGAUUAUAGAUGACAAUAACCAUAGCAACUUGUUUUCCCGAGGCCUUUCAUUAACUGCAACAUUAGUCUCAAUCAUUGGAUUAGGAAUUUAUGCAACAUUUGCCUUCCUGUGUCGAAACAAACCAGAAUGCAAUGAGAUUCAUCCAUAUAUUUCUUUUGUGCCAAUAUUAUCCUUCAUUGUUCUUCGCAACAUUAGUGGACUUUUACGAACUCGAUAUAGCACAUUCUUUGCUUGGUUUGGUAAAAUCUCUUUAGAGCUAUUUAUAGCCCAGUAUCACAUUUGGUUAGCAGCAGACACUCAUGGUGUGUUAGUUCUUGUGCCUAGUUAUCCAGUACUGAAUGUGAUCAUUACAUCCUUCAUAUUUGUAUGUAUUGCUCAUGAGGUGCACCAUAUCACUCGUAUCCUUGUAAAAUAUGCCAUUCCAAGUGACUGGCGUUAUCUUGUGAGAAAUGUAGUGAUCUUCUUUUUGAUUUUAGUACCUAUUGGAUUUCAUGAUGGAAUGUUUUAAAGGAAAAACAAAAAGUGCCCUGUCUUUAAUGUGUGUUUUUAAAGCUGCUAUCUCAUGUUGUGAAAAACAAAGUUUCUGUAAUAAUAUUAAUGCUAAACACUUAAAGAGAAAAACAUGUAAAUGUUUGAAUUCUUA